AUGGGGACGCUGUCCCAACGCAGAGCGUCCCCUCUCGCCCGUCUCUAGCUGCAACCGGAGCUGAGAUUCGCUUUUACUUUUUAAAGUCCGUUCGGCCAUUGCCGUGGAGCACCCGCACACGCGCACGCAUCUCCGGCCGCGCUCCCACACACUCACACGCACGCAAACGCGUGGCCGUCGCCAGGUCGCCAACUUUGUUCGGCGCUCCCAGCGGCGCUCGGCUUCCUCGUGUAGUAGUUGGGCGCAGGCCCCGCCUCCCGGCCGUCUUGUCAAAUGGGCGGGGGUCUCGGAUUGGUCCAGCCGCCGGGACAACACCUGCUCGACUCCUUCAUUCAAGUGACACCAGAGCUUCCAGGGAUAUUUGAGGCACCAUCCCUGCCACUGCCGGGCACUCGCGGCGCUGCUAACGGCCUGGUCACAUGCUCUCGGGAGAGCUACGGGAGGGCGCUGGGUAACCUCUAUCCGAGCCGCGGCCGCGAGGAGGGAACAGGCGAGCAAGGAGGAAGAGUGGGAGGAGAAGGGGAAGCGGCGAAGGAGGAGGAAGAGGAGGAGGGGAGCACAAAGAAUCCAGAUCUCCGGGCAGGAGGUUUACACUAAGAACCAUGUGUGCCGAGCGGCUGGGCCAGUUCAUGACCCUGGCUUUGGUGUUGGCCACCUUCGACCCGGCGCGAGGGACUGACGCCACCAAUCCGCCCGAGGGUCCCCAAGACAGGGGCUCCCAGCAGAAAGGCCGUCUGUCCCUGCAGAACACAGCGGAAAUCCAGCACUGUUUGGUCAACGCUGGCGAUGUGGGGUGUGGCGUGUUUGAAUGUUUCGAGAACAACUCUUGCGAGAUUCGGGGCUUACAUGGGAUUUGCAUGACUUUUCUGCACAACGCUGGAAAAUUUGAUGCUCAGGGCAAGUCAUUCAUCAAAGACGCCUUGAAGUGUAAGGCCCACGCUCUGCGGCACCGAUUCGGUUGCAUAAGCCGGAAGUGCCCAGCCAUUAAGGAAAUGGUGUUUCAGCUACAGCGGGAAUGCUACCUCAAACACGACCUGUGCUCCGCUGCCCAGGAGAACACCCGGGUGAUGGUGGAGAUGAUUCACUUCAAGGACCUACUGCUGCAUGAACCCUACGUGGACCUGGUGAACCUGCUGCUGACCUGUGGGGAGGAGGUGAAGGAGGCCAUCACCCACAGUGUGCAGGCACAGUGUGAGCAGAACUGGGGCAGCCUGUGCUCCAUCCUGAGCUUCUGCACCUCAGCCAUCCAGAGGCCGCCCACCGCGCCUCCGGAGCACCGGCUCCAGGUGGACAGAGCCAAGCUGUCCAGGGCCCACCACGAGGAAGCGGGUCACCGCCUCUCAGAGCCCAGUAGUCGGGAGACCGGCCGAGGUGCCAAGGGCGAGCGAGGUAGCAAGAGCCACCCGCAUGCCCAUGCCCAGGGGAGAGCCGCCGGCCAUGGGGCCCAAGGAACUUCUGGAAGCAGCGAGUGGGAGGAUGAACAGUCUGAGUAUUCCGAUAUCCGAAGGUGAAACGAAAAGGCUGGCCAGGAAAUCUUUCCUCCACGCCGUCCAUUUUCUUCUCUAUGGACAUUCCAAAACAUUUGCCAUUAAAGAGGGGUGAUGUCGCACGCAGGAUUUGGUGGGGACUGCGGACCUGAGGAAGCUGUGUAUUAGUGGGAUGAACAGGUGAGGCGGAGACUGCCUGGGCAGCAGCAAGGUCUGGGCCGUGCCCAGUGGGUUCCGCCCUCGCACACCCUGAGGUGAGGGUGCCACGUGUCCUUGCAACUUUGUCUUCUUUCUGUCGUGGAGCCACUGGGCGGCGGCCUGCUGGGGAGAUGGAGCGGGGAGGGGACACUUGGUGCGGGUCCCCGCCCCGUAGCUUCUGGUGCUGUCUUGGCGGACAGCAGCUGGAUUCCGGUGCAGGAGUGGAUGUGAAAAUCUCCAUGCGAAUCAGGAGAAGGCUGGAAAGGAGGCAAGGACCGUGUGGGUUCUUGGUGCCAAAUCGAAAUUCAGUUUCUUGUAUGGGACCUUGAGGUUUGGAGCUGCUUGGCAGGGGAGGGCGAGGGUUCUAAGUGUAAUUUCUGAGCCGUUGUUCUGUCUGGGGGACCCUGUCCGAGGGAGUGGCCCCGUGUGUUUGUAUCUUAACCACUGCUUGAAGUCUCGAUUUCACUUUUUUAUUUAUCCAGUUACAUCUACGUAUCUGUCGUCUAAAUAAAUGGCUUUCAAACAAAGCAACUGGGUCGUUAAAACCAGCUCAACGG
This is a messenger RNA of Ceratotherium simum simum (southern white rhinoceros), 2242 nucleotides long. It is a transcript of the gene STC2, whose product is annotated as stanniocalcin 2. The record is from RefSeq and is a predicted model, not a curated record. Lineage: Eukaryota; Metazoa; Chordata; Mammalia; Perissodactyla; Rhinocerotidae. Gene Ontology annotation, cellular component: extracellular region. Gene Ontology annotation, molecular function: hormone activity. Gene Ontology annotation, biological process: intracellular calcium ion homeostasis.